AUGCGACUGCCCCUCCAGCUUCUUCUAGCUUUUUUGAUUCAGCAAUGCAUCUGCACUUCACAGCCAGCCAAGCGCUCUUAUACAACACACGAUUAUUAUGUACUCGAGCAUUACCCUUCCGCAGGUGCAACUCUAAAUGAAUGCACCGAAGAACUUGGAGUGGAACUUGUCGAACAGGUCGGGGAAUUGCGAAACAUAUGGCUCGUGCGCUCCGCAAAGCUCGUGUCCAGCGUUUCUCCAAGGACAGUAUCAGACAGAGUCCUUCGCAAGUUCGAGGAUUUGGCCACCCUUGCAGCCCAUUCCACUAGUUUAUAUCCGCGGGCGGGUCGCCAAGCCCGUGCACAUCGCAUAUUAUCGUCCAUAAAAUAUUUAUCGCCCCAGAUACCCCGCCAACGGACAAAGCGAGACGGCUCUUUCCUAGAACGUGCACCACCUCCCGUUACUCCCGGCGACCCUCAACCGAAAGCUUCUGAGAUCAUUGCAGAACAACUUGGAUUUGUUGACCCCCUAUUUACACAGCAAUGGCAUAUCGUUAACGACCAGUACCCCGAGCAUAUGAUGAACGUGACGGGUGUGUGGGAAAUGGGCAUCACGGGGGAAGGUAUCAUUACUUCGUUGGUGGAUGAUGGAUUGGACUACCGGAGUCGGGACUUGGCUGAAAACUUUGAUGCUGACAAUUCAUAUGACUUUAACGACCACACCGAUCUGCCCACCCCAGUUCUUUCUAAUGAUAAUCAUGGCACGCGCUGUGCUGGUCAGGUCGCCGCAGUCAAAAACGAUGUCUGCGGUGUCGGACUCGCUUACAAGUCAAAAGUUGCCGGCGUACGCAUAUUAUCUGGACCUAUAACCGACUCCGACGAGGCGGCUGCCUUGAACUACGGCUUGCACAAUGUGUCCAUCUUUAGUUGCAGUUGGGGACCACCUGAUGAUGGCAAGUCGAUGGAAGCGCCGGAAUAUAUCAUCGAAAAAGCUUUUGUAAAUGGCGUACAAAACGGUAGGGAAGGGAAAGGUUCAAUAUACGUUUUUGCCAGCGGAAACGGGGCUGCGCAAGGAGACCAAUGCAAUUUUGAUGGGUACACCAACAGCAUAUACUCCGUCACAGUCUCAGCCGUAGACUUCAAAGGCCUACACCCAUAUUAUUCUGAACCCUGCUCUGCCAAUAUGGUUGUAGCAUACAGUUCAGGGAGCGGUCAACAUAUUGUCACUACUGACACCAAUAAUAAAUGUUCCAGCAAUCACGGUGGCACCUCCGCCGCCGCCCCCAAUGCUGCUGGUGUAUUUGCGUUGGUGCUUCAAGUUCGGCCUGACCUGACAUGGCGAGAUAUACAACAUCUUUGCGUGAAAACCGCCCAGAUGAUAAACCCUGAGGAUCCUGACUGGGGACUCAUGGCUUCUGGACAGAUGUACUCGUACAAAUAUGGCUUCGGGCAGCUCAAUGCCUAUGCCUAUAUUCAAGCAGCACAGGAUUGGCAGCUUGUGAAACCGCAAGCGCGCUUCCACCCUCCUGCUGUGCAAAUCAACAACGGUACUUUACUCACAGAAGACGGGGACAUGGAAGGCGGGCAGUUGAUUAUCCCUGGAGGUGUCAUGAGCUCGUUCACGGUGACGCAAGACAUGCUUGACACGCACAACUUUGAGGGGUUGGAGCACGUGACGGUUAGAGUCUGGAUAUCUCACACCAAGCGUGGGGAUGUCGAAGUCGAGCUUACGAGCCCUGGUGGGGUACGCAGCGUUCUUGCAGCUAAGCGGGAUGGCGACCGCGACAGGACUGGUUUCAGAGGGUGGAGAUUCAUGUCCGUCAAGCACUGGUAUGAUUGUUGUGUUUUACAAGACUCAUUCAAGGUUGUUAAGUGUUUUCGUAGGGGUGAAAAUGCGGUUGGCACCUGGACGCUCAAGGUCUCUGAUCAAUCAUCCGAAGGGCACAAUGGAACCUUCCAUGGCUGGCGUCUCAUGUUCUGGGGUUCAUCCAUCGAUCCCAGUGUCUUAACAACUUACGUUCUUCCGCUUUCAGAGUAUCAGCUUCCUUCCACAGCUGACGACGACGCAAUUAACAUCCCCACAUCGACAUCAAGCAAAUCCCAUCCUAAGCCCACUUCUGGUCUCCCAGACGAUCACGGUACUGCCGAAGGCGAAGCCAACAAACCUGCGUUCCCAUCCCCGUCCGUACCCGCGACCGCAACGAUGACGCCCACACCAGACGAAGGGUGGUUCUCAGACAUGUCCAACCUCGUGUCUAGCCAGAAAUGGUUCUUCGGCGCUAUUGGCGCAGUAGUGCUCUUUGGUGUUGGUGCAGCAGUGUUCUUCUGGAGACGCCGCGUGAAGCAUCGGGCGUACGCUGCGCUUAGUGCGGGCGAUGAACUGCAGAUGAACUCGGUCUCAAGGCAAGGCAGGCCCCGUGCCAAGGAACUGUAUGAUGCGUUUGGGGAGCUGUCGGAUGACGAGGAUGCAGAUGAGGAGACUCGAUUGCAUGGUGUAGGGUUUCACUCUGGGUUCUUGGACGACGACGAGCCAUCAGCUGCUGGCCCUGCCCUUGUGUACAGAGACGAGCCUCAAGCGGAGCAUGAUGCGAGUCCUGAUGUUAGAUCUUUAAGCCCUGGGAGCGGCAGCGGCAGCGGAGACGGGAGCUGGGAGCAUGCUUCUCAAACACCAUGA
Molecule: messenger RNA, 2652 nt
Organism: Suillus fuscotomentosus
Lineage: Eukaryota; Fungi; Basidiomycota; Agaricomycetes; Boletales; Suillaceae
Product: peptidase S8/S53 domain-containing protein
Exons: 4
Coding region: 1-2652 (883 amino acids)
Biological process (GO): protein processing
Cellular component (GO): Golgi membrane; trans-Golgi network
Molecular function (GO): serine-type endopeptidase activity
Source: RefSeq, a predicted model, not a curated record